CUUAUCAGCGACGAAAGAUGGCCCGCGACGAACGUAAUUUUCGUUCUACAUAUUACGAAAAGGUCGGCUGCCGUGGAGUGGAGGAACGUAAAUCUCUAGAAAUUCUGCUCAAAGAGAAGCCCCUGAAUCUGACCAAGUUGACACAGUUCUGCAUACGGUUCACAGUGCCCAAGAUUCAUCGCACCGUGCUAUGGAAUUCCCUGCUCGGAGUUACACCAGUUUACGAUAAAUCGCGGGAGUAUGUAAUGGAGCAACGAGUAGCAGUGUAUAAUGAUUUACUUAAGGCACUUAAAACCAUGCGCAUUGUGGAUGAGAAUACCCCAACGUCCAGGGUGCUCUACGCGAUGUGGUUGUUGGAGAAGAAACAAUUGUACCUGGGGCGAGACAUAACUCAAGAAAGCCACUUUUGCAACAUUACCAAAGUGUUGUUGGAAAUAUUCGAUAACGACAUCGAAACGUACUGGAUGGCGAAAAGUCUCUACGAUUACUCCGAGGAAGUGACCCUGGAAAUGGGUAAGCUUUCCGAUCUGACGUACACAAUCCUCGAGAAGGAGGAUAACGGGUUGUACAUCCACUUGAAGUCCUGUGAUAUGCUUACCGCACUGCCAUUGUCCGAAUGGUACCGGUCUUUCUUUGCCGGCGUACUUUCGGAACCGGCGCUGAUACGAAUAUGGGACAAAAUUUGCGGAGGUGCCAUUAAAAUAGUCGUUUUUGUUAUGAUCGAAAUACUGCGCAUGCUGCGGCGCCGAGUGCUGCGAUGUGUUGAUCAAAAGAGUCUCUUCGAAUGUAUUGAUAGCAUAAAAAACGAACAGGAAACGGCCGAUGUGAUAGUCAACGCGGCGAUUGAACUGUGGCAGCAGAACAAAGGACACGAGUAUAUUCCCCAAUCAAAGGUGAAGUCAUUAAGCUAAUGGAGAAUCACACAGAACACAUUUAUGGAAUUGUUCUGCUACGUUAAUGUUUUAUUUUAAGUUGAUCUUGUUUUGUUUAACUUAGUCCUGUACUUUUGUAUAAGAAAAACCUAAAAUAUACCCUGUUA
Anopheles coustani is the source of this 1039-nucleotide messenger RNA. It is a transcript of the gene TBC1d7, whose product is annotated as TBC1 domain family member 7. The coding region runs from base 18 to 911 and encodes 297 amino acids. Gene Ontology annotation, biological process: activation of GTPase activity; negative regulation of TOR signaling. Gene Ontology annotation, molecular function: GTPase activator activity. The record is from RefSeq and is a predicted model, not a curated record. NCBI's taxonomy places the organism in Eukaryota, Metazoa, Arthropoda, Insecta, Diptera, Culicidae. The transcript is spliced from 4 exons.